GGGCUGCACGCCAAGCAAGAUGAGGCGGUUCCUGCGGUCGGGACAUGACCCUGCUCGGGAGAGGCUCAAGCGGGACCUCUUCCAGUUCAACAAGACGGUGGAACAUGGCUUUCCGCACCAGCCCAGCGCCCUCGGCUACAGCCCCUCUCUGCGCAUCCUGGCCAUCGGCACCCGCUCCGGAGCCGUCAAGCUCUACGGUGCCCCGGGGGUGGAGUUCAUGGGGCUGCACAGGGAGAACAACGCCGUGGUGCAGAUCCACUUCCUGCCUGGCCAGUGCCAGCUGGUCACCCUGCUGGACGACAACAGCCUACACCUGUGGAGCCUGAAGGUCAAAGGCGGGGUGUCCGAGCUGCAGGAAGAUGAGAGUUUCACGCUGCGGGGCCCCCCAGGGGCUGCCCCCAGCGCCACACAGAUCACCGUGGUCCUGCCACACUCCUCCUCCAAGACGCUCUACCUGGGCACCGAGAGUGGCAGCGUGUUCGUGGUGCAGGUGCCAGGCUUCCGCACGCUGGAGGACCGGACCAUCAGCUCGGACACCGUGCUGCAGCGGUUGCCCGAGGAGGCCCGCCAGCGGCGGGUGUUUGAGAUGGUGGAGGCCCUGCAGGAGCACCCUCGAGACCCCAACCAGGUCCUCAUCGGCUACAGCCGGGGCCUCAUCGUCAUCUGGGACCUGCGGGGCAGCCGCGUGCUCUGCCAUUUCCUCAGCAGCCAGCAACUGGACAGUGCCUGCUGGCAGCGGGACGGCCGCCUGAUUGUCAGCUGCCAUUCGGAUGGCAGCUAUUGCCAGUGGCCUGUGAAUCCCGAUACCCAGCAACUGGAGCCCUUGCGCAGCUGUGUGCCUUACGGUCCCUUUCCUUGCAAAGCUAUUACCAAAAUCUUCUGGCUGACCACCAAGCAGGGGUUGCCCUUCACCAUCUUCCAGGGUGGCAUGCCUCGGGCCAGCUACGGGGACCGCCACUGCAUCUCCGUGGUGCACAAUGGCCAGCAGACAGCCUUCGACUUCACGUCCCGGGUCAUCGACUUCACUGUGCUCUCCGAGGUGGACCCAGCGGCGGCCUUUGAUGACCCCUACGCCCUGGUGGUGCUGGCCGAGGAGGAGCUGGUGGUGAUGGACCUGCGGGCGGACGGCUGGCCACCGGUGCAGCCCCCCUACCUGGCCUCCCUGCACUGCUCCGCCAUCACCUGCUCCCAUCACGUCUCCAACAUCCCCCUCAAGCUGUGGGAGCGGAUCAUCGCUGCCGGCAGCUGGCAGAACACACACUUCUCCACCAUGGAAUGGCCUAUUGACGGUGGCAUCAGCCUGGCCCCAACCCCACCCCAGAGAGACCUGCUGCUCACGGGGCACGAGGACGGCACCGUGCGGUUCUGGGACGCCUCGGGCGUCUGCUUGCGGCUGCUCUACAAACUUAGCACAGUCCCUGUGUUCCUCACCGACACGGACCCCAGUGAGCACCUCAAUGCCCAGGGUGAGGACGAGUGGCCCCCGCUCCGCAAGGUGGGCUCCUUCGAUCCCUACAGUGACGACCCCCGCCUGGGCAUCCAGAAGAUCUUCCUCUGCAAAUACAGCGGCUACCUGGCGGUGGCAGGCACAGCAGGGCAGGUGCUGGUGCUGGAGCUGAACGACGAGGAGGCAGAGCACGUGGUGGAGCAGGUGGAGGCUGACCUGCUGCAGGACCAGGAGGGCUACCGCUGGAAGGGGCACGAGCGCCUGUGUGCCCGCCCGGGACCUGUGCGCUUCGAGCCCGGCUUCCAGCCCUUCGUGCUGGUGCAGUGCCAGCCCCCGGCUGUGGUCACGUCCUUGGCUCUGCACUCGGAGUGGCGGCUCGUGGCCUUUGGCACCAGCCACGGCUUUGGCCUCUUCGACCACCAGCAGCGGCGGCAGGUCUUUGUCAAGUGCACCCUGCACCCCAGCGACCAGCUAGCCUUAGAGGGCCCCCUGUCCCGCGUGAAGUCCCUAAAGAAGUCCCUGCGUCAGUCCUUCCGCCGGAUGCGUCGCAGUCGGGUGCCCAGCCAGAAGCGGCGGCCAGCGGGGUCCCCGGGAGAGGUGCCGGAGCGGAGCUGCCGGACAGAGCGGCUGGGCCUGCAGAACAUGGAGCUGGCGCCCGUGCAGCGCAAGAUCGAGGCCCGCACAGCGGAGGACUCCUUCACGGGCUUCGUCCGGACCCUCUAUUUCGCUGACACCUACCUGAGGGACAGCUCCCGCCACUGCCCCUCUCUGUGGGCCGGCACCAACGGGGGUACCGUCUACGCCUUUGCCCUGCGUGUGCCCCCAGCGGAGCGGAGAAUGGAUGAGCCCGUGCGGGCGGAGCAGGUCAAGGAGAUCCAGCUGAUGCACCGAGCACCAGUCGUGGGCAUCCUGGUGCUGGACGGACACAGUGUGCCCCUUCCCGAGCCCCUGGAAGUCGCACACGACCUAUCGAAAAGCCCGGACAUGCAGGGAAGCCACCAGCUGCUUGUCGUGUCAGAGGAGCAGUUCAAGGUGUUCACGCUGCCCAAGGUGAGUGCCAAGCUGAAGCUGAAGCUGACUGCCCUGGAGGGCUCGAGGGUGCGGCGGGUCAGCGUGGCCCACUUCAGCAGCUCUCGCGCCGAGGACUACGGGGAGCACCACCUGGCUGUCCUCACCAACCUGGGCGACAUCCAGGUGGUCUCGCUGCCCCUGCUCAAGCCCCAGGUGCGUUACGGCUGCAUCCGCCGGGAGGACGUCAGCGGCAUCGCCUCCUGCGUCUUCACCAAACACGGCCAAGGUUUCUACCUGAUCUCGCCCUCGGAGUUUGAGCGCUUCUCUCUGUCCACCAAGUGGCUGGUGGAGCCCCGGUGUCUGGUGGAUUCUGCAGAAACCAAGAACCACAGUCGUCCCCGCAAUGGAUCAGGCCCUGAGAAGGCCUUGGGCCGAGCCAGGAACUCAGGGAGCCAGAGUGAUGGAGAGGAGAAGAGGCCGGGCCCCGUGAUGGAGCAUGCUCUGCUCAAUGAUGAGAGGGUCCUGAAGGAGAUCCAGAGCACACUGGAGGGAGACCGGGGGAGCUAUGGCGACUGGCGUUCCCAGCAAGUGGCCAUGAGGUACAGCCCCAGCAAUGGGGGAGCCAAGUGAGCAGGCCGGGUGUCCAGGCUGUGCGGUGAACACUACUGAGGGCUCUUCCUCCGGGCACUGGCCCGCCUGGAGGGCCACGCACCGGGCCGGGUUACAGGCUGGGGCCCCCUCAGCUUCCACUCUGCUGCUGCUCCUGGCCUCGGGAGAGGAGGGACCCGGCCCCGGGGCUGUCCCUCCCCGGGCCUUGUCUGUCUCGGUCCUUUUGUCAAUGUUGCACAGUUUUUAUCAUCCCCCCCUGCUUUUUGUAGUGGGUUGGGUUUUAAAUUAUAAAUUUUAACUGCCUAUGGGUGAAAAAGUUUUUAAUAAACACCUUAUUACCUCUUCA
This is a messenger RNA of Myotis lucifugus (little brown bat), 3413 nucleotides long. It is a transcript of the gene LLGL2, whose product is annotated as LLGL2, scribble cell polarity complex component. Gene Ontology annotation, cellular component: cytoplasm; plasma membrane; cortical actin cytoskeleton. NCBI's taxonomy places the organism in Eukaryota, Metazoa, Chordata, Mammalia, Chiroptera, Vespertilionidae. The coding region runs from base 20 to 3088 and encodes 1022 amino acids. Gene Ontology annotation, molecular function: myosin II binding; GTPase activator activity. The transcript is spliced from 25 exons. The record is from RefSeq and is a predicted model, not a curated record. Gene Ontology annotation, biological process: regulation of establishment or maintenance of cell polarity; regulation of protein secretion; cortical actin cytoskeleton organization.